CGACACUCUUUGUUGCGGCCAUCCAACAAGACUUCUGUGCGCGCAUCAGCUUCAGGCGCAUCGUCUCUCUCCUCCUUCCUGUCGCCAGUCGAGUAUCUCGCUUCGCUUUCGCUCGAGCCGCAUCUGCAACAGCUUGCGCUCGGCGCAUUUUGAUCAGCCAACAUGGACGACCAGCAGUAUCUAGAGCCGGACUUUGAUCCAUCAACGCUGACUGUGCCGCGACUGCGAUCUAUCCUGGUUGCGCACAAUAUCAACUAUCCUUCAUCGGCCAAGAAGUCACAGCUGAUUGAGCUGUUCAACACCGAAGUCGUUCCCCAGGCGCGCAAGAUCCGCACCGCGAGCGCUCGCGUGAAGCGUACGAGCAGAGGCAUCGAAGAUAUCACAACGGGACGAAAGGGAACAGGAGCCGGCGACAAUGACGAAAUCCCACCCACGCCCGCAUCGACACGAUCGAGCAGACGUACUACGAGAGCGAGGACUGAAGAGGCGCAAGAGGUUGAGCCGACACCGCGAUCUACGAGGCAUAGCACUGCUCCGCCGGAAAGCGUGCCCCGGACUGUCUCAGGAAAGCAUGCGCGAACGGUGGAGACGGUGAUUGAAGAGACUGAGCCUACGCCAAAGCGUAGUUCCACGUCCAGGACGAGGUCACGACUCAGCGCUGCCACGCCUGUUGCAAUCAGGCGGGAAGAGGACACUAGCCCCUUCUCGAAUGACAAUGUCUUCCAAUCUGGCGGCUCUCCAUCAGCAGCUCGUGCGCCUGAUACAGAGCGUCGGCGGACGACCAUGGGUGCAUCACGAUCCUCAACCACUGCGCGUGACCUUGAGCGCCGGCACCGUGAGCUACGAAGACGAACCGAUGUCGUGAGCACAGUAAAGCCGCAGACCGAUGGAGCAAUCGUGCCUUCGCGAAGGACGUUUGAGGUACCGGUGGCACAGCAAGAGGAGAUGGAGGUGACGGAAGAGUUUACAGCAGAGGAGGAGCAGCAGCUUGUGGAGGCGCAAAUGUCUGGCGAGCUGGUGCCAACCCGAAGACGGACCUCGCGACCUGGCGGAGCUGCCAAGCGUGGACUGGGCGCAUUCUUACUUGUCAUGGCUACUGCCACAUCUGGUCUCUGGAGGCAAGAAAAGUUGAACGUUGGCUACUGCGGUGUUGGACAGCCUUCUAUGGAGAUUGGUGGCGUGGAGAUUCCGCCUUGGGCAGAUGUCAUCCGACCACAAUGCGAGCCUUGCCCACCACACGCCUACUGCGGCGAGAAGCUCGAGACAACAUGCGAGAAGGGCUUCGUACUGACACACCACCCCUUGUCAAUUAACGGAUUCAUUCCGGUCCCACCAACGUGCGAACCGGACAGCACCAAGGCGCGCAAGGUCAAGGCCGUGCAAGAGCGCGCCAUCGAAGCGCUACGUGAACAGAACGCCAAAUUCGAAUGCGGCGAGGCCUCAAAGCCCGAACUUAAGGAGACCGCCCUCAAGGCCGCCAUUUCGACCAAGCGCCGCAAGGGCAUGAGCGACGAGGAGUUCGAAGAUCUGUGGGCAUCAGCAAUCGGCGAGAUAACCAAGUCCGAGGAGGUUGUCUCGGGAUCAGAUGGCUCCAACUCCGAAUCAACACUCCGAUCCACGUCACUCGCAGCCCUCCCACUUGCCUGCGCUAUCCGACGAUCCCUUCGAGAGACACUUAGACGAUAUCUUUGGCAACUUGUAGGCGUUCUGCUUCUGCUGAGCAGCGGAAGCUAUGGACGGUACCGAAUCACCUCUGGGACCAAGAUGGAAAAGCAGGCGAAACAGCUUGCCUCCUUGGCAUUGGAGAAGUUGAGCUAUCAAGCGGCGCUGCACGCGAGCGAACCAGACUUGUACAAGGAGAAUUACAUGAGUGUCGCACAAUUGCGAGAUGAUGUGCUGAGAGACGAGUUCAGCGCAAAGCGACGACAGGAGUUGUGGGAGCGGGUUCAAAAGAAAGUGGAGAGCAACUCCAAUGUACGACCUAUGGUCCGGGAAGGACGAAGUGGUGAUGUGGGUAGAGUGUGGGAAUGGGUUGGCGCAGUGGGUUUUCUGGAGAGUCCAGAGGCUGUUGGAUCCACUCGACGCUCAAGGGGAAGAGUAAGCUUUGCUCCGAGCGAGGACAACAGUGUCAUCGAGGGCGGUGAUAGCCAUCCCGUUCCGCGGCUGGAUAUCGUCAAGACGCGUAAAUGGCAGGAGGAACAAUCGUACUAUUGA
Messenger RNA from Sphaerulina musiva SO2202, 2214 nucleotides. RefSeq lists its product as uncharacterized. The coding region runs from base 163 to 2214 and encodes 683 amino acids. Lineage: Eukaryota; Fungi; Ascomycota; Dothideomycetes; Mycosphaerellales; Mycosphaerellaceae. The record is from RefSeq and is a predicted model, not a curated record. Gene Ontology annotation, molecular function: chromatin binding. Gene Ontology annotation, cellular component: nuclear inner membrane. The transcript has 2 exons.